Molecule: messenger RNA, 1296 nt
Organism: Raphanus sativus (radish)
Lineage: Eukaryota; Viridiplantae; Streptophyta; Magnoliopsida; Brassicales; Brassicaceae
Product: F-box protein At2g14710-like
Exons: 1
Coding region: 16-1155 (379 amino acids)
Molecular function (GO): protein binding
Source: RefSeq, a predicted model, not a curated record
ACAAGGAAAAUAGACAUGGAUUCAACCGAAACAAAAGAAGAGAAGAAGGCGGCUGCGCAUGAGGAGCAGCUUCCAUGGGAGUUGAUUGAAGAAAUACUCUAUCGUGUCCCUCUUAAAUCUCUCGUCCGCUUGAGCGUUGUUUGCAAACGAUGGAACAUUAUCUUGGAUGACAAGAGGUUCAUCAACAACCACAAGGAGACGUUUCGAUUCAUCCUAGCAACCGAAUCCAAGAUUUACUCGGUAAGCAUCGAUCCCAAGAUAGUGGUACGCGAGUUACCGUUGGAUACUCUCGGUUUAGAAUAUCAAAAACCUAAAACAUUGGUUGAUUGCGAUGAGUUCUUGAUAUGUAACAUGGAUAAAGGAGCCUUUGUUUGGAACCCAUGGUUGAAACAAAGUGAAUGUAUUGCCCAUCCUAGCUCUCGCCUCGAAGGCAUAUGUUAUAAUGGUAGUAACAGGAGGAGUGAGGUAAGUCGUUACAAGACAAUUUGGUACAGUAAUAAAGAGUGGAAAAUCCAUGACUUUGCGUUCGGUACGUGGAAAAACGUCAACGUAAUAUCCAAAUCCAAUAAUAGUAAUCAGAGCGAAAAACAACGUCGAACUUUACAUUCUGAAAUUGGUGUAUUCUUGAACGGCUCUUUGUUUUGGAUUUAUUUUCUUGAGUCUUUGUACAGCGUAUCUAACUUCAAUUUUUCGAAGGAAAGAUUCUAUAGAUUUUGUGAUCUACCAUGUGGGAAGAGCCAUGUUCGCGAUGCCCUUGUCCUUAGGAGCUUUAAGGGAGAUCGGUUUUCGUUGUUGAAGCAAUGCAAUGUAACAAAGAAGACUGAGAUUUGGGUGACCAAGAACAAGGUUAAUGUUGAGGAUGGUCGUGAUGUGGUUUGGGUGAACUUCAUAACACUGUCAAUUCCUAGCUUUCCCAGUUUAGUACCAACCAAUUUCUACUCUCAGCAGCCAAGUUACUUCAUCGAGGAUAAAAGGCUUGUCGUGUGUUCUUGUGAUGAAACUGGUCAGGCUUGGAUUUAUGUUUUUGGGGAAAGCAAGUUGAUAAACAAAGUCCGAAUAGAUUCUGUGGUUGGAUCUUGGCCUUUGCAUUGCACUUAUUUUCCCAGCUUGGUCCCGGUUCCUCGAGGUCAAAAAGAUGAAGAUUUACAAGUUUAACUUUAUUUAACGUGUGUUAUCUUGUUUCCUCUUGUUACAACUAGAGAUUUUGCUCAUUUCCCUUUUGGUUUUUAUUUGGGAGAAAUCAAUUCUUUUAUAUUUUGUUAAAGGAAAGCUAGUUCAAGCGUUUGACGGGAUCAG